AUGAUCUCGUCCAUAAUCACACAACCGCAGCCGGGCGAUACCCUCACGUCUGACACCAGUUUCAACGUGUCCGUGCAGACGACGCAUCUGGCCGCUGGCAACUUCGUCAACCCGACCACCAGCUACUACACAGCGCCACAGGACCUGGACAGCAACGGCGACAUCAUCGGUCACUGUCACGUCACAAUCCAGGACAUCGGGUCGUUGCAGGCUACUACACCGCCGGACCCCACUAAGUUCGCCUUCUUCAAGGGCAUAGACGAUGCUGGGAACGGGCGAGGCCUGCUCCAAGCCGUGGUACAGGGUGGGCUUCCGCCCGGCGUCUACCGUACUGCGAACAAAGCCGAAACCGCUGGUGACUUCCUCGAAUGGCUUGGAACCGCCGCCGCAGCCACGCUCAUCGUCUACUCCGACGGGUCGCAACUUCCAAACGGCGCCGUGGGAUUCGGCUUCGCAGUACACCGGGACAAGCAAUCGCUAGUCCAAGGAUCGGGCCGUUUGGGUCCAUCCGAAGUCUUCGACGCGGAGGCAACCGGCGCCAUAGAGGGCCUUCGGGCCGCUCUCCGCCUGGGUGACACAAGAAGCGCAGUCGUGGUCUGCACCGACAAUCUCGCUGUAGCCAGCUGUCUGCGAGGCAACCCCGCCGACUCGUCGCAGGACAAGUUCACAAAGUUCCAAGAACUGGCGACCUCGCACGGAAAUGUGCAGGUCCACUGGAUACCAGGACACACCAACAUACCGGGCAAUGAGGAGGCUGACGGCCUCGCCAAAGCGGGCUGUUUGCAGCCUGAACCACCAGAAGCCAUGCCAUCGCUGGCCCACCUGCGCCGACUUGCGAGGCAGCAAUCGAGAGACGCCUUCAAGGCUUGGUGGUCCACUGAAGCGCCAGGGCCAUACAAGACUCUGAACCUCGAGGCGACCACAAGCUGCCCUCCAGAGCUGGCGCUCCCAAGGGCAACGCUCCACAGCCUCCUUGCGGCGAGAUCUCGCCACGGAGACUUCGCCGACUACCACGAGCGAUUCAAUCAUGACGACGCACGUCUUGACUGCUCAUGCGGACGACGCAAAGCACCAGAGCACCCAUUCUACUGCAGGAAGGUACCGCCACGGCUCCGGAUGAGGCUGGCACCCUCACCGGCCGAAGCGAUACACCAUGCAGUAGGCAAGGGCUUCAAAGCCUUCGUCGAGAUGACGUCGGAAAGCUCCUUCUUUCAAAGGAUCUGUCCACGCCAUUAG
Messenger RNA from Purpureocillium lilacinum, 1236 nucleotides. The record is from RefSeq and is a predicted model, not a curated record. Lineage: Eukaryota; Fungi; Ascomycota; Sordariomycetes; Hypocreales; Ophiocordycipitaceae.